This is a messenger RNA of Eubalaena glacialis (North Atlantic right whale), 2882 nucleotides long. RefSeq names its product centrosomal protein 57 (gene CEP57). The record is from RefSeq and is a predicted model, not a curated record. Gene Ontology annotation, cellular component: centrosome. Gene Ontology annotation, molecular function: gamma-tubulin binding; microtubule binding; identical protein binding. Lineage: Eukaryota; Metazoa; Chordata; Mammalia; Artiodactyla; Balaenidae. Bases 508 to 1929 code for a protein of 473 amino acids. The transcript is spliced from 12 exons.
UCCUACCACCGGAAGACGUCUGAUUUUUUGAUUGGCUAGUCAGGACGUCCGUUAGGACGUGUUGCGCUUUUGGUGUGCACUCCGAGCGUGGGCGGCCCUGUGGGGGUGUGUGGCAGGGGUUUCCAGACCCGGGACCAACACACCAGCCCCUUCCAUCAGGGGUUCGGCUUAGGGUCGCCCCUGGCGGGCGGCUCUCGAAUCUUGAAGAACAGCACGCGAACCCGGACCCUCCCGGGGCUGCGGAGGUCGGCAGGAAGAUGGCGGCAGCGUCGGUCUCUGAGACUUCGGCUUCUCAGUUCUCGGCCGGGCCCGUCACGCCCCACCUGCUUCUUUCGUCUUUCGGCCUAGACGCCCAGAUUGCCGAACGUUGCCUGGACUCGCAGGGAUGACUACCUACACCUUGGCCUGCGAGAACAGGGCUCCUGGGUCUCGUGGGUGUAACGGCCCCUCUUGGAAACUCUCCGAUACCAGAACAUCUUAGCAGAACCAUCAAAGUCUAAUGGAAGUAUGGUUCACGAUUCCUCAUCUCCAUAUGUAAUAUAUCCACCUGAUAAGCCUUUCCUUAAUAGUGAUCUGCGACGUUCCCCAAAUAAGCCUGCAUUUGCCUAUCCAGAAAGCAACAGCAGAGCUAUAUUUUCUGCUCUGAAGAAUCUUCAAGAUAAAAUUCGACGUUUAGAACUUGAAAGGAUUCAGGCAGAAGAAAGUGUGAAAACCUUGUCUAAAGAAACAAUUGAAUAUAAGAAAGUACUGGAUGAACAGAUACAAGAAAGGGAGAAUUCAAAGAAUGAGGAAUCAAAGCACAAUCAAGAGCUGACAUCUCAGCUGUUAGCUGCAGAAAAUAAAUGUAAUCUUUUAGAAAAACAAUUGGCAUACAUGCGUAACAUGAUAAAGCAUGCAGAAAUGGAGAGGACAUCUGUAUUAGAGAAACAGGUUUCCCUAGAAAGAGAACGACAACAUGAUCAAACGCAUGUUCAAAACCAACUUGAAAAAUUGGAUCUUCUUGAACAGGAGUAUAACAAGCUUACCACAAUGCAGGCCCUUGCAGAAAAAAAAAUGCAAGAGUUAGAAGCAAAACUCCAUCAAGAAGAACAGGAAAGGAAACGUAUGCAAGCUAAGGCAGCCCAGUUGCAGACUGGUCUAGAAACAAAUAGACUUAUCUUUGAAGAUAAGGCAACUUCGUGUGUUCCCAAUGCAAAAAGAAUUAAAAAAAAGAAGUCAAAACCACCAGAAAAGAAAGGUUCUAGGAACUAUUUUGCUGCACAACCACAUUAUAGAUUAUGCUUGGGUGAUAUGCCAUUUGUAGCUGGAAAGUCCACCAGCCCCAGCCAUGCUGUGGUAGCCAAUGUUCAGCAUGUCUUACAUCUAAUGAAGCAACACAGUAAAGUCUUGUGUAAUGAUCGAGUAGUCAGCAGUGUUCCUUUGGCAAAGCAAGUGUCUUCACGAAGUGGGAAAAGCAAGAAGUCAGCAGCGCCUUCCCCCUCUAGCAGCAUUAAUGAAGAGCUGGCAGAAGUCUUAGAGACUUUACAAGAUGAAUUUGGGCAGAUGAGCUUUGAUCACCAGCAGCUUGCGAAACUUAUCCAAGAAUCACCAACCACUGAACUGAAAGACAACCUAGAGUGCGAACUGGAGGCGUUAGUGGGCAGGAUGGAGGCAAAGGCCAAUCAAAUAACUAAAGUUCGAAAAUAUCAAGCCCAGCUGGAGAAGCAGAAGUUGGAGAAGCAGAAGAGGGAAUUAAGAACCACCAAAAAGACUCUUGAUGAAGAAGGAAACAGCAGCGGCCGUUCUUCUGCAACCACAGGGACCACAAAUAAGAAGGACUUUGCCAAACCGAGACCUGGAGAAAAAAGCAGGAAAAAUCUUCAGUUGUUGAAGGACAUGCAAACCAUACAGAAUUCUUUACAGAGCAAUAGUCUGUGUUGGGAUUACUGACUGGUACCAGGUCAUAAAUGUUAUUCACAUAAUCCGUACCUCAUCAAUCAGAUGUUGACAGUUUACUUUCCAGGUCUCAUACUCUUACGUUGGAAUUAAUUAAUAGCAGGUAUUAAGGGGCCCAAGCUUCAUUACACAGGCUUCUUGUGUUACGUAUCACAAUUAAAUGUUAAACCAUCUAAAUGGAAACCAGGGGAGUUUUAAAGGCCAAGAAGCCACACAUACUGUGUUUCUUUGAGAUGAAUUUGCUGUACUGAGAUAUUGCACUUUGUAAACAAAUUACCAAUUUUUUACUUGUGGGUGUGAUUUUUUUAAAUAGUUCUAUAUAUCUAAGUAAAAUGAGGUUUAAAUUAUCAAAGUAUGAGGCUGUCCCAUAGGCAGUGUUUGAAAAGUCUCAUUUUUAAAUCUUCCCCUGGCGUGAAUCGCCCACUUCUCCUUUUCAAUGCAACCAUUAAAUGUACUUUGUUUCAACUAUUGAUGGAGGUUUUCUAUAUUUAAAUAUUUAUACAUAUUUAAGAGGAUUGUUUUCUUUUGCUCUUUGACACUUCAAACAUUGAUCAAUGUUAAAUACACCUUUAUCGAUGUUAAUCCACCAUUAAAAUUAUUUUGAAGACCGAAGCAUUCAUUUUAAAUCAGUUAACUGUGAAGAUUACAAAAGCAUGUUUAAAACUAUAAACAAAUUGUAAAUGAAGUAAAUGAGGUUUUAGAAUGAAGAGAGAAUGGGAGGUGUUGUAAAGCAUGUAUGUUUGUAUUUUUAGAUAAUACCUGUUUGUAAUCAUGCUAUUUAUUUCAAGGCAUUAUGGUUUUUAAUCUUAAAACUUAGAAGAACCCCUUGGCUAUUUACUUUUAUUGGUGUACAGUGUGAGUGCAAUAUUAACUGUACACAUGCAGUUGUCAUUGUGUUAAUAAUGUAAAUCAUAAUUUUGAAUAGAUCAAGACAUGUUAACUUUUUA